AUGCCGUGUAAUGGGCACAAUAUUGCAAAUCAGUACUCCUACAGAAAAGCUGAAAGUUGUUUUGGUGUGAUAGUCCGUGGGCCUAUGGAACGAAAAGAACUGACCCUAAGUUUUCACAAUCUUAUUAAACGAGAUGAAGAAUUAUACAGUUACACAAACCAAGGUAUGGAGACCCCAACUCCGUCAUCACCUGGUGAUUGCCUGCAAGGAAUAUUUCAAAACCUGGACUCCUUGACACCUGGAAUAGACUCUGAUUUUGAUGAGUGCCUUGCAGUUCCUGAGUCUCUCUCUGUUAUAGAAAUAGAUAAAUGUAAAGAGGAAACUGAUGCAUCAGUACCUCUAGCUAAAUCAGUGCCUUACAAAAGCAUACACUCUACGCCAAUAAAAUUCAAAUCAGUGCAUAGGAAAGUGUUCAUUCCGGGUGUUGAAAUAAAGGUCAGAUUUGUGGAGAAUGAAAGGAGUGUUACCACACAUCUUCUUAAUCCUAAUCUAUAUACGAUAAACCUGGAACAUGGCGACUUCAAAUGGACGAUAAAAAAGCGAUACAAACACAUACUCUACUUGCACCAACAACUGGCUUUAUAUAGAACGUCGUUAAAAAUACCAUUUCCAACAAAAUCACACAAAACAAGACGAGCCAGUUUUAAAAAUACAGUCGAUACAGAGGAAAAGGCCGAAAGAAUAGCUUUGGAGGCUCUACCUCGAAGUAAUUCUAAGAAACGGGAAUGUAGACCGAGGAAAAGGAAAGGUGCUCUGCCAAGAUUUCCUCGCAAGCCCGAGGUGAUGAUUACGUAUGAAGGCAUUCAACUACGUAUGAAACAAUUGGAGGAAUAUUUGUACAAUCUACUCAAUAUAUCCAUUUAUAGAAAUCACCAUGAAACUGUGGCUUUUUUGGAGGUCUCCCAAAUGUCUUUUAUAUCGGAAUUGGGGUCCAAGGGCAAAGAGGGCAUAAUUGAGAAACGCACGGGGUCUACUAGACCCGGUCAGGCUGGUUGCAACUGUUUCGGGCUUUUGGGCAAUAUGGUGUGUGUUCGGUGCAAUUACUUCUGCACAGCAUUGGUAUGCGCAAAAUUUCAAGAGCGAUGGUUAUUUGUCAAGGACACCUUCUUUGGGUAUAUUAGACCCAGCGAUGGUGUCAUCAAGGGUGUCAUGUUGUUUGACCAAGGGUUCGAAGUAUCAAGUGGUAUGUAUUCUACUGGUCUCAGCAAUGGGCUUCAAAUUUUGAACCAGCACAGACAGUUGGUCAUCAAAUGCUGGACAAAACGGAAGAGUAAAGAGUGGAUGCACUACUUAAAAACUGUUGCUAACCAAUCUGCUCGUGACUUCACAUACCCGAACGUACACCAUUCGUUCGCGCCCGCGCGUCCGUCUACGCCCGUGGCCACAUUUGUUGACGGAUGCGAUUAUCUCUCCGCGGUAGCAGAUGCCAUGGAAUUGGCUAGAGAAGAGAUUUUCAUAGCGGAUUGGUGGCUCAGUCCGGAGAUUUAUAUGAAGCGACCCGCGCUCAAUGGCGACUAUUGGAGGUUGGAUACUAUAUUGAAGAGGAAAGCAGCUCAAGGCGUCAGAGUCUUCAUAAUGCUAUACAAAGAAGUGGAAAUGGCGCUCGGUAUCAAUAGUUUUUACAGUAAAACCAGAUUGGCGACUGAAAAUAUUAAGGUUUUUCGUCACCCAGACCAUGCUAAGGUUGGUGUUUUCUUCUGGGCGCACCACGAAAAGAUAGUUUGCGUUGACCAAACUGUUGCCUUUCUUGGGGGCAUCGACCUUUGCUAUGGACGAUGGGAUGAUUAUAGACAUAGACUUACAGACCUCGGUAAUAUAUCGCAGCCGAAAUCAACAAUAAGAAGUAAGAAGAAAACUUCAAGUUCUCCCGGAGGCGGUCUGUUCGUUGCUCGUGAGAAUAACAUGGAUGUGGCAAUUGAACUAGCGAAAGCCACCAAGGAUAUCGUCAUUGGGUAUAACGAGGUGAUUCAAGAAGAGAUCGACCAAAAUGCACAAGGUGAAACGGAGAACGCACCGAACCCUGAUUUGCCAGUCCUCGAACCCGGAGACCACCUUCUCAUAGCUCAAGACAAGGAUGAAAAACAAAACGUACUAGGCAAAUUAACAAAUAGAGGGAAAGAUUUUAUUGGUAUAAUUUACCCGCCGUACGAAGAAGAAAGGAAUGACAAGAAAUUUGAUGACUCAGAAAGAAAGAAGGCAGAGAAGUAUGCGAGAUCCAAUGAUGAAGUUCUUUUGACGGAUGCACUUGGUUUGAAGGCGGAUGGAGUUAAACCUACACCGUUAGCGCAGGUCGUUGAAGGUAGAGUUAUAACGGAAAGUACAAAGAAAGUUCUGGAAGGAAUGGAGGGGAACUCGAAAAUAUGGAUCGGGAAGGAUUAUGUCAACUUUAUAGUGAAGGACUUCAAUAAUUUGGAUUCACCUUUUGUUGACCUUGUGGAUAGAAAUACAACGCCUAGAAUGCCUUGGCACGAUGUUGGUGUGAUGAUACAAGGCGCGGCUGCAAGAGACGUCGCCCGACAUUUUGUGCAACGAUGGAAUGCUAUCAAAUUGGAAAAAGCUCGGCAAAACAGUAAUUACCCAUAUCUAUUACCCAAGACGUAUACGGACAUCAAGCCUUUACAAGAUCUUGCCGAGUUAUUGAGUAUUAAUGUCAAUAAUGUUUCCUGUCAGGUCCUGCGAAGUGUAUCCAGCUGGUCUUGUGGUUUCCUGGACCCUGAUACAGUGGAACAGAGCAUACAUGAGGCGUAUGUUGAUACAAUAACGAGGGCACAGCACUACAUAUAUAUUGAGAACCAGUUCUUCAUCACGCUCUCGAGGACGAAUCCCACUGUUCGGAAUCAGAUUGGUGAAGCCCUAUACAACCGCAUAAUGCGUGCGUUUCGUAGCAAGGAGAUAUUCCGCGUAUACGUCGUGAUGCCCUUAUUACCUGGCUUUGAGGGAGAAGUGGGAGGUGCUACUGGCACCUCUUUACACGCUGUUACGCACUGGAAUUACCAGAGUAUAUGCAGAAGUCGUGAGGCCAUAAUAACCCGUUUGUACGAAGCGGGACUUCCAGACCCAAGCGAAUACAUAACAUUCCACGGGCUUCGAACCCAUUCUUUACUAGAUGAAGAGCCAGUUACCGAACUGGUAUACGUUCAUUCGAAGUUACUCAUCGCUGAUGAUAGAUAUAUUAUCUGUGGAAGCGCUAAUAUUAAUGACAGAUCCAUGAUUGGCACGAGAGAUUCGGAAAUCGCUGUGUUGUUGCAGGAUGAAACCUUCGAAGAUGGUGUGAUGAAUUCUAAACCUUUCCCAGUUGGUCGGGUGGCUGGUGCCCUCAGAAAAAAGUUGUUCCGUGAACAUUUGUGUCUCUUAGACCUGGAUAUGGAACAGAUGGGUAUCAAUAUAGACGACCCAUGUGCUGAACAGUUCUACAUCAAUAUAUGGAAGAAUACAUCAAAGAAAAAUACGGAAAUUUAUGAAGAGGUGUUCCACCCAUUACCGACGGACGCGGUACACACAUUCGCCGAACUAAAGAGAUAUCAAGAGGAAAACUCGGAGACGCUAUGGCGUAAAGACCCGGCGCUGGCGAAUAGGAAAAUAGACCUUAUACAGGGCCAUUUAGUUGACUUACCGCUUGAUUUCUUGUGCAAUGAAACGUUGACGCCUCGCAAUACUUCCAUGGAGGGAAUGCUGCCUACAUCUUUGUGGACGUAA
Molecule: messenger RNA, 3696 nt
Organism: Pieris macdunnoughi
Lineage: Eukaryota; Metazoa; Arthropoda; Insecta; Lepidoptera; Pieridae
Source: the annotation of a GenBank genome assembly